UUGAAGACGUGUUCUCACGUCACCGAUGGGAAGGAUCUGUAUCAUUUCCUAGCUAGCUAGUGAUCCAACUCGCAUAUCUAAACAAUGAAUUUCAGUUGGGAAAGUUUAGGCAAGUUAGUUAAUCAACCUGAUAAGUGAUCUUUCCUGGAUGUUUUAGUAGUACAGUAGCUAUCUUCUAGAAAAGAUAAAUAAACACAAGUAGAUGGUCAGCUAGCUAGCUAACUUAACCGCGUUGACAACUGAGUGACCUGUCAGUCAAGCUAGCUAGGUAUCUAACGCGAUUUACGGAUGUAAGGUCAGGAGAAGGUUCUUUUCUACAGCUAAAGCAUCUCCGUCUAAUUUAGGUAGGAGCUACCUAGCUAUGUGUCCAGAUAAUAUAACAACGUUAGCGAACGUUUACUAACAAGCUAGCUAUAGGACUACUAGUAGUUACAUUUACACUCACAGGCUAGCUAAACACUGCCUAGCUACUUAGCUAGCUACUCUACGGCUUUGAUAGGUACUACAGCAAUCUAUUGCCACAGAGUACUUUCAGGCAAAGAUGUCUCGGAGGCGGCAUGACAGCCGUAAUGGAUUUACUGGUCUGCUUGGAGAUAUUCAAACCCAUAUUAAUACGGAACCGAUGGAUAGUGUGUACGAAAUAACCGGCGAGUUGGGCAGGGGGAAAUUUGCGGUGGUGAAGAGAUGUGUGGAGAAGUCCACCGGAAAGGUGUUCGCUGCCAAAUUCCUUCGGAAGCGGCGGCGGGGCCGCGAUUGCCGGGCCGAAGUAGUGCAUGAGAUGGCUGUGCUGGAGGCUGCCCGUAACAACCCCCGCGUGGUCAACCUACACGCUGCGUACGAGACGGAUCACGACAUCGUCCUGCUACUGGAAUAUGCUGCAGGGGGUGAGAUCUUUGACCACUGUAACUGUGAUGAGCCUCUCCCAGAGGGCCACAUCACACGGCUGAUCAGACAGACGUUGGAGGGUGUCCACCUCCUCCACCAGACCAGUGUGGUGCACCUGGACCUCAAGCCCCAGAACAUCCUCCUGACCAGCCUGGCUCCGCUUGGGGACAUAAAGAUUGUGGACUUUGGCCUGGCACGCAAACUGGGCAUGGUUGGAGAGCUCAGAGAGAUCUUGGGCACGCCCGAGUACGUGGCCCCAGAGAUCCUGAACUAUGAGCCUAUCACCACAGCAACGGACCUGUGGAGUGUAGGUGUAAUAUCCUACAUGCUGGUGACGGGCGAGUCUCCAUUUGCAGGGAGUGACAAGCAAGAGACGUACCUGAACGUGUCCCAAGUCAAUGUGGACUACAGCCAAGAGGCCUUCUCUAGAGUGUCAGAACUCGCCGUUGACUUCAUCCGCAAGCUGCUUGUCAAAACCCCAGAGGACAGGCCAAGUGCAGCGGACUGCAUGACCCACCCCUGGCUGUGGCAACAGUAUCAGUAUCCAAGCAUCGAGCCCAUCACACCACGUACGCCCCGAGAGAGGAGCAGCGGUACCAAGUGGGCCGCCCAGCCGGAGGACCCAGAGGACAAGGAGAACUUCGCCUUGGACUCACCCCACACCUAUGCCAAGAGAUUUCGCUUUGAGGAAGAGCCUCCCACUGCCACCAAUGGUGGAGAUGGGGACUUUUGAGUGGGAAAGAACACAUUUCCCCCACCUUCCUGUUUUGCUUUUAUUGGUUUUAUGCAGAAGGGAACCUGCCGGGGGAACUUUUUGCCUGCUCAUGAGCGCUUCUGUCCCGUCUAUCGCUCACUCAUUUCUGGAGCGUACAGCCAAACCAAAGAUAACCCACUUCAGUUGUGAUCUAUUGUCAGUUUGUCAUUGUUUCAUUGUGGAAUUUAUAUUCCUAAGUGAUACAUCGGUUCCAGAGUUGAGUUAAGAUGAGCAAUUUUAUUGUUAGACAUUUUUGGUCCCUUUCCAGGGUUUUUUUCUUAAUUUUGUCACUGAAUAUAUAGAGGCAGACCGAUAUCUCAAAGGAAAUCUAUGCAAUACUGUUUUGCAAUAACUAUGAACUGUUUUACAAUAACUAACUUUAACUUUAAAUUACUACUUGACAGCUUUUGUCAGAAGGCAAGUCUGUGGUCGUAAGUGUUCUUAGAUGUGCCAAAGUGUUCUUUGAGUAUUUUGCGCUUGAACCAUUUGACAGAACACUGAGUUAAAUUUGAGGAAGUGAAAGUAAAGUGUUUCUUCCCAGCUGUACAUCACCCCCCUACUCUCAAACAUGCAUCCGCAUGGGGCCAUGGCUUAGGAACAGAAGCAUUUUACUUCCCCCUUGAGACAUUCCCUUCUGUUUCUCCUGCCCAUUCGCAUCUGAAAGUGCAGGGAUGUUAUCAAAGACAAGUUUUCACACAGUACCAGGCCCUGGCCUGCCUACAUAAGUGAGCCAGGGAUUCACAUUGGUGUCUGUAUUACAGUGUUUGUUGACCCCAUGGGUUUACAAGCCUACAGUAAUGUGGAGGUGAUUUAAAAGGGCUCUGUAAAAAGAUGACUCAUGGGAUGGAUCACGCACCACACCCGUGCUUACUCAAAAUGUUUCUUCAAAUGUUGUCAGUUCCUAUUUAGUCAUUCCCUUAGGGUACAUGUGACGGAAGCACUUAACUAUUUAUCUUCUGGGUAUUUUAUUGAUUCCAUAGCUGGGAGGUAGCUAUGCCCUUUGUUUUUAAUUCCAUAUAUGUUUUCGAAAGUGUCCCUUGAUCACAACUUAUUUCCUGACAUUCACCAAAGUGAUCUAUCUAAUCUGCAUUCUUUUAAUCAGCAUUAAAAAGCUACUGUAUUUGUCUAUGGCUAGGAAGCCUUUAAAAGCUCAGUGGGAUUCAGGUAAAUUUGGGAAGUAUGGUAGUCUCUGUACGGAGACAAUUCAACUCCGUCCUGUUCGUCUGAUCAUUCCAUUUCUUUUUCAUCUCAGGGCAAAUGGCCGAACGCUCGGUCAAUACUGUUGAGUGCCUCUUUACAUUAACUGAUAUAUUCUAUAUUCUAACUCUGUUCUCAGUGUAUUUAUACAGUGGGAUGGUGUUUUGUUUAUAUUUAGAUGUGUGUACUGUAUGUGCUGCUUUAACUGGAUUCAGAUGGGUUUGUUGAGAUACUGGUUGCAUUGGAUAUAGUAUUGAUGGCACCUCUCAAAGCUGUUUUGUUUAAAAGUUCAUGUACCCAGUGUGUCCAUGUGCUGUUUUAACUGGAAUUAGAUGGGUUCAUUAAGAAGAUACGGGUUGCAGUAUUGAUUGGGUUAUACUAUUGUUGUCAAUUUUCAACAAAAUGCUGUAUUGUUUUGGCCACAGGUGACAUGAAAUGGACAUUUGCUUUGGUUAUGAAGUGGUGAUUGCUAUUUAUGCAUGGAAGGUUUAGAAAAGUAAUUAGAGAUGGACUUUUGGAUUUGAAA
Esox lucius (northern pike) is the source of this 3362-nucleotide messenger RNA. RefSeq names its product serine/threonine kinase 17b (apoptosis-inducing) (gene stk17b). Gene Ontology annotation, biological process: protein phosphorylation; intracellular signal transduction; positive regulation of apoptotic process. The transcript has 7 exons. The record is from RefSeq and is a predicted model, not a curated record. Gene Ontology annotation, molecular function: ATP binding; protein serine/threonine kinase activity. Lineage: Eukaryota; Metazoa; Chordata; Actinopteri; Esociformes; Esocidae. Bases 542 to 1618 code for a protein of 358 amino acids. Gene Ontology annotation, cellular component: nucleus.